This is a messenger RNA of Camelus dromedarius (Arabian camel), 937 nucleotides long. RefSeq names its product neuropeptide W (gene NPW). The transcript has 3 exons. Gene Ontology annotation, molecular function: G protein-coupled receptor binding. The record is from RefSeq and is a predicted model, not a curated record. Gene Ontology annotation, biological process: feeding behavior; G protein-coupled receptor signaling pathway. Lineage: Eukaryota; Metazoa; Chordata; Mammalia; Artiodactyla; Camelidae. Bases 1 to 846 code for a protein of 281 amino acids.
AUGGUGCCGGCUCCGGCCCCUUCCUGGCCGGCGCGGCGCGGCGCGGCGCGGCGCGGCGCGGCCUGGCUCCCGGCGGGCCCGCCCCUUCCGGGUGACGUCACUGCCCCGCCCAGCAACGGCCCCGCCCGGCGGAAGUACGCUGCGACUUCCGCCCCAUUGGACCCGCCGGGACCAACACCUAGCCUGCAGCCUCCAGCGCUCUGGCCUCCCGACGCUGAGCGCCUGGAUCCCGCCAAGCCAGUUCCAGGUCCGCCCCACCGGGCGGCUCUCGACGUGAGCACCCUGGCGCGGGGAACGGGGGUGCGGGGCCCGGGGCGGGGGGCCACUGCGAGCCUCUUGCUACUCGCAUUGCUGUUGCUGCUGCUGCUUCCGCUGCCCGUGGGCGCCUGGUACAAGCACGUGGCGAGUCCCCGCUACCACACCGUGGGCCGCGCUGCGGGCCUGCUCAUGGGGCUGCGCCGCUCGCCCUACACGUGGCGGCGCGCGCUGCGGCCCGCUGCCGGACCCCUUGCCUGGGACACUUUAGGCCCGGGCGUGUCCCCCCAGGGGCCAUCUGCCAGAAACACCCUCUCCCCGGGGCCCGCCGCCCGCGAUGCUCUGCUGCUUCCCUCCGGGGUUCAGAAACUGUGGGAGGUGCGUCGCAGAAGCUCCGGCGCUGGGCUCCCGGUCAGUGCCCCUCGCCGUUCGCAAGCCCCGGCGUCUGCACCCCAACGGGAGCCGUGGCUGGGCUCCUAUUUCUGGACCUCCGCAGAGCAGGCCAGAGCUCUCGGAGAGUCUCCCGAUCAGCCACAGUCUGCGCAGGGAACCGCCUUCGCCGGCCCCCGCCUCACCCCAGGGCCGUCCUGAUCUCAGCCCCUGCCCGCACCCACGUGCCUGACCCAGGCAGAGUCUCUUCGGCCUCCAGUCCCGCCGUCUGGUCAAUAAAACCCGCCUGGUU